Molecule: messenger RNA, 3420 nt
Organism: Scleropages formosus (Asian bonytongue)
Lineage: Eukaryota; Metazoa; Chordata; Actinopteri; Osteoglossiformes; Osteoglossidae
Product: poly(rC)-binding protein 4-like
Exons: 16
Coding region: 321-1673 (450 amino acids)
Molecular function (GO): RNA binding
Source: RefSeq, a predicted model, not a curated record
CGCGCGCGCGCGGGACGCUGCAUUCGCUGAGGGCUCGCGCCUCUGCGAUCUCAGUGUGUCAGCAAUAAGUUGAGACGUACGGGGGUGGUCCCGCGCUGCCGGCCCCUCCGCCGAGCCCCCUCUUCCUUCGAUGACACGGACACAUCGGGAUCGCGUGCCGCUGUGUCACAGCCGCUGUCACUGUGCACAUCGGCGCAGCCGGAUUUGCGCACAGCACCACUCGACUCCGCCGGGCUUGUAGUGUCACAAAGCAGAAGGAGAAGGAGAGGAAGAACAUCCUGCCUCGGACCUGGAGCGCGACCUGCUGACCGGUGUUUUUAAUGCGUCUCCCCGCGUUAGACUCAACAAUGAACGCUGAGCAAGAUUUUGGGGACGGCUCCACAAACGUGACCCUCACUCUCAGACUGCUCAUGCAUGGAAAGGAAGUUGGCAGCAUCAUAGGAAAGAAAGGAGAGACGGUGAAAAGAAUACGAGAAGAAAGCAGUGCACGCGUCAACAUCUCGGAGGGCUCCUGCCCCGAGAGGAUCAUCACCAUCAGCGGACCCACCGAGUGCGUCCUCAGAGCCUUUGCCAUGAUCACGUUAAAGCUGGAGGAGCAGGAUCUCACAGCUCUCGUGGCCAACGGCGCCGUGGCCAGCAGACCUCCCAUCACUCUUCGGCUUGUUAUUCCCACAAGCCAGUGUGGCUCGCUCAUUGGCAAGGGAGGAUCGAAGAUAAAGGAGAUCAGAGAGAGCACCGGGGCCCAGGUACAGGUGGCAGGGGACCUGCUGCCCAACUCCACAGAACGUGGAGUUACAGUGUCGGGAACACAAGAUGCCAUCAUCCAGUGUGUCAGACUGAUCUGCACAGUCAUCCUCGAGUCUCCUCCAAAGGGGGCCACUAUUCCUUACCGCCCCGGUCCAUCCCCAGGAGCUGUUCUCCUGCCCAGAAAUCAGGCCUCCGAUUUUGGGUCACACCCGCUGUACUGCGUCACCCAAGGAGCAGUCGAUCUGCAGCAAGCGUACAAUUUACAGAAUCAAUACGGCAUUCCGCACUCCGAGCUGGCCAAGCUCCACCAGCUCUCCAUGCAGCAGAACCUGGGCUCGGUGAGCCAGCCCAGCACCGGUCCCGCUCUCUCCGGGAUUGAAUCCAACUGCCAGACGUCAUCGCAGGAGCUACUCAUUCCCAACGAUCUGAUUGGCUCAGUCAUCGGCCGACAAGGUACCAAGAUCAACGAGAUCCGCCAGGCGUCCGGGGCGCAGAUAAAGAUCGGCAGUCAGCUGGACAGCACCAGCGACCGGCACGUCACCAUCACGGGCUCCACAGUGAGCAUCAAUCUGGCCCAGUUCCUCAUCACCUCCUGUUUGGAGACCGCCAAGUCCACCGCCCAGUCCUCCUCCUCCAUGGCCGCCACGGCUGAUCUUAACCUGAGAUUCACCCAGCAGUCCUCCGCUGCCUCGUCUCCGGUCGCAGCCCUGGCAGCGAUGGGCGCCGUGCCCCACGCCCCGGUGCUGGGAGCCCCCUACACCCUCCCCUUGUCCAGCCUCCUCGGAGUGAAGCCAGUCCCCUUCCUGGCCAUAACCGCACCGCCUGCGCCCGUCCCUGCCCACGGAUCGCUGGCCUCCUUCACCACUAAGAUUUCCUCGGCCAACGGGAUCAAGAAACCCGAGAGACAGAAGUUUGCGCCCUACUGAUGUUCCGUCGCGGCUCCCCAACCCAUCGCAUCGAGGGAUGAGAAACAGGGCCAUUUUUUUCUCUGUGUGUGUGUGUGUGUGUGUGUGUGUGUGUGUGUGUGUGCGCGUGCAGCACUUCUGCAUCAUAUUGCCAGGUAGAAAAGAGACCACUUCUUUCGGUAGCUUUCAUGUGCGUUGUCCUCGAACCGCAAGGGGCGAGCCAGAUGGAAAGUCGGCACAUCUAGCGAUCCGUACUUUGUUUUCGAAGAAUACAUCUUCUUUACUCAUGGACCGCUCUGAACAUCCGCUCCUUCAGGUCGGGCAACAAAGACGUUUUUUUCCACUAAUUUCUACAUGACAGAAAGGCAGCUGACGCUCAGCAAAAUACACACACGAAAAAAAAAAAAAAAAAAUCGACAGAAUGUCCGUGCGUUAUGUUAUUUUUUUUCUUAGCGUCUGAAAUUAGCUAUUUAUUUAUUUUCAUUACUUCUUUUGUUAAUUAUACGGAUUUCCCGCAAAAACGUCGCAUUUUGAUCCGUUUUGUUGCCGUUCGCCGUCGACUCGCGUUCAAACAUGCGGUGAAUGUUGACGAACCUCGGUGGACGCGGACCCGUUUUGCGCAGCAGGUAUCCCGAUUCGAAAGAAAGCGCGUUUUUUCCCCCCCGCCGCACAGGUGUGAGGACGCUUGCGACGCGCGUCGCUUUUGCAGCAACUUGCUGGAAAACGGCGCGUGAGGAAUGUCACUCCAGCCAACGCUGUCCGUCCCCCUAUUCAAGAAAACGGGGAAAAUCUUGGUUGAGUCGCUCCUGUUCAGAGCUACAUAAGAAGAAAGGGCUAUUCGGACCAGUGUUACAGGCGGGUUUGAGCCCCGAACCCCGAACCCCCACCCGACAAACCAAAAGAUCCACCGCGGUUCACGAAAACCACGCCGGAGCUCAGAGAAACACAACACACUUUUACCACGAUUAUUAGUGACCACAGAACUGGCAAAAGGUGAAAAUCGCUUCACUAGUAAAGCGAGCGAAUGAAUCUGCGUUUUUUUUCCAUACGGACGUUUGUCGUACGUGUCUUAUCUGAAAUAUUGUGGUUUUUAUUUAUUGUCUCGAUUUUGUUUGUUCGCUACCGGUCGAGUUAUUAAAAAUGACGCAUUAACCAAAAUGGCGCCGCUUCGGUGUUGUUUGCCUUUUCUUCGGGGUGUCCGAACGGAUCCGUGACGUCACGUCGGCGGGGGAUUCGCCGUGAAAUCGAGCUUCGCCCGGUCCUUGGGUCGCCGAAGGAACCCGAUGCGCUUUACUCAUUAUUUCUACUGCUUUUAUCACACGAUAUCUGUGUUUCCAGCUUUUGAAAUACGAAAGUGAUGUCUGGAACUUCUCAGCCGUAAAUUCACUGGACGGCAGAGCCGGAAACGCCGGAAGAUUCGGAACGUCCGGCGACGAGACUCUGCACUUGGAUUCGCCCCUUUCUGUCGUCACUAUGUUUAGUGUAUCGUCUGGCAAUGGUUUUUUCUCUCUUUUUUUUUGCGCUCAAGGCUUUUUCGUCGCUGAAUCGGAAGCAGAAAAACGAGAUUUAUUCACUGCGGCUUCAAAGUCAAAUCGGGGGGAAAUAACGGAACGCUUCCGUGCGGUGCGUCGCUCACGACGUCACCUUUAAAGACGCAAAAGUGUGAAAUGAUAUAACGGCAACCUUUGUUCGCUUAUCUCAUGCGGCCGCUUUUCGCAAGGCCGAGGUUCCGGCGAAGCCACCUGGUGCGAUUCAGCGGUAAAUCCCA